CCCAUCAACAUGGUGCGUUCAAAGAAGUUCAGAGGCGUUAGGCAGCGUCAUUGGGGCUCCUGGGUCUCCGAAAUACGCCACCCUUUGCUGAAGAGAAGGAUAUGGCUAGGCACAUUUGAGACAGCCGAAGAGGCAGCUCGAGCGUACGACCAAGCCGCCAUUUUGAUGAGCGGCCGCAACGCCAAAACCAACUUCCCGAUAACUCAAACGCCGGCUGGGGAGCCGAUGAGGAGCGAGGAUCCGCCGCCGUCGCCGCCAAAGGAUUUGUCGGAAAUCCUGCAUGCAAAGCUUCGGAAAUGUAGCAAGGCGCCAUCGCCGUCCAUGACUUGUCUUAGGCUCGACACCGAGAGCUCUCGUAUCGGCGUGUGGCAGAAACGUGCCGGUCAACACUCUGACUCGAAUUGGAUCAUGACCGUUCAGCUGGGGAAUAAGAAUGCCGCUGUGGACGGUGCUGAUCAAAACAGUUCGUUGCCUUUGUCUUCCGACUCCCAGCCCGCGUUUACCGGGCUGGAACUCCGAGCAGAGAUGGAUGAAGAGGAGAGAAUCGCCCUGCAAAUGAUAGAGGAGCUCCUCAACGGGAAUUGUCCUAGCCCUUCAGGAGAGGAAAGCUUUUACCUCUAA
Molecule: messenger RNA, 621 nt
Organism: Corylus avellana
Lineage: Eukaryota; Viridiplantae; Streptophyta; Magnoliopsida; Fagales; Betulaceae
Source: RefSeq, a predicted model, not a curated record